GCUAAACACAAGAUAAGCGACAAAAAAAAUUUAACUCUGCUGUCCAACAUAAAAACAAGAUAUACUCUUUACAAUAUCAUGUAUCCUUCCUUCUUUCAAUCCACUGAUGAUCUUCGAUCGAAAUCCGAAACCCUAGGUGAGAGAGAGUAAUACUAACAUUUUGAUUUUUCUUCCUAUUCAAUCAAUUUUUUUUUGUUAAUUUUGCGGGAGAGAAUGAAGGGGCUUUUCAAAUCCAAACCUCGAACCCCGGCUGAGAUUGUUCGUCUCACUCGAGAUCUUCUUGUUCAAUUUGAUAUGAACAGUAUUCGCGAGAGCAAGCGUGAUGAGAAGAUGGUAGAGCUAAGCAAACACAUUCGAGAUCUAAAAUGUAUUUUAUAUGGAAAUAGCGAAGCAGAGCCAGUUGCAGAGGCUUGCAUGCAGUUAACCCAAGAGUUCUUUAAGGAGAACACAUUUCGCUUGCUGGUCAAUAGUCUUCCCAAAUUGAACCUCGAGGCUCGUAAAGAUGCCACUCAAAUUGUUGCUAAUUUGCAAAGGCAACAAGUUCAUUCUCGUUUAAUUGCAUCUGAUUACCUGGAAAGAAACAAAGACCUCAUGGAUAUUCUUAUAACAGGGUAUGAGAAUACAGACAUGGCUCUGCAUUAUGGUUCCAUGUUGAGGGAGUGCAUACGUCAUCAAGUUGUGGCCAAAUAUGUAUUAGAAUCAGAACUUUUGAAGAAGUUCUUUGGAUUCAUUCAGCUCCCAAAUUUUGACAUUGCUGCUGAUGCUGCUGCAACUUUUAAGGAACUCUUGACAAGGCAUAAAUCUACAGUGGCUGAAUUUCUUUCGAAGAACUAUGAUUGGUUUUUUGCAGAGUAUAACUCAAAACUGCUUGAAUCUAGCAACUACAUUACCAGAAGACAAGCAGUCAAGCUUUUGGGAGACAUGUUACUUGAUCGUAGCAAUGCCGCAACAAUGACAAAAUACGUGAGCUCGAGGGAUAAUUUAAGGAUACUCAUGAAUCUUCUAAGGGAGUCAAGCAAGACCAUACAAAUUGAAGCAUUUCAUGUUUUCAAGCUAUUUGCUGCAAAUCAAAACAAGCCAGCCGAUAUUGUCAACAUCCUUGUUGCAAAUAAGAGCAAGCUUCUUCGAUUAUUAGGUGAUCUGAAGACCGAUAAAGAGGAUGAACAAUUUGAUGCUGACAAGGCCCAAGUCAUGCAAGAAAUCGCUUCUCUUGAACUCAAGGAGCUUGUUGCAUAAGUUUUCUUUGUUUUAUGUGUAUUAUCAUUGCCAUUGUUCAUCUCUCCAACCUUUCUUUCCCCUUCAUCGCGUUUUUUUUAAACAUAAGCUUGCGAUUUCGGUUGCGCUAUGGUGCUAUCUGUUUGCCACAAGUAUCUAUCUUUUGCAAUCCUUUUGUUUUUGCUACUUAUAGGUAUUAAAGUAGUAAGCAGCAUUUAGUUCUCAGUAUCUUGUAAUUUUGAGUUUAUUGAGAACACUCUUUGUAUUUAAAAAACAUCGUCGAAAGGUAAAUAUGGUUGAUUCGAUGAGUUUAAAGUGAAA
Messenger RNA from Beta vulgaris subsp. vulgaris (sugar beet), 1536 nucleotides. RefSeq names its product putative MO25-like protein At5g47540. The record is from RefSeq and is a predicted model, not a curated record. Gene Ontology annotation, biological process: intracellular signal transduction. NCBI's taxonomy places the organism in Eukaryota, Viridiplantae, Streptophyta, Magnoliopsida, Caryophyllales, Amaranthaceae. Gene Ontology annotation, molecular function: protein serine/threonine kinase activator activity. The coding region runs from base 214 to 1236 and encodes 340 amino acids. The transcript has 11 exons.